Paraphaeosphaeria sporulosa is the source of this 864-nucleotide messenger RNA. RefSeq lists its product as uncharacterized. The transcript is spliced from 5 exons. NCBI's taxonomy places the organism in Eukaryota, Fungi, Ascomycota, Dothideomycetes, Pleosporales, Didymosphaeriaceae. The annotation marks the transcript as partial. The record is from RefSeq and is a predicted model, not a curated record.
UCUGACUUGGCGAACUUUGGACAAACAGUUAAUAUCCGUGGUUUGAUGGAGAGAACGGACCAAGACUUUGUAGACGGACUCGCACUAGAUUUGUUUUCACCGUCUAGUCGCACGCUCGUCGUGAAUCAAAAUACAUCACCUCUCCCUGGAAGCUUCGUGAGCGGUAGUUCUGGCGCUCCCUUCGUCGCGCUUUCGAAUUACUCAUGGGUAAUCAAGCUGAACGAGACUGCGAACGAUCUCAUCGCCAAAGUCGAGCUUCCUUACGACCCUAUCGCGCUUCAAAGAAUCGGUAUAGACCAAGGCAACACAUAUGUCGGAAUGCUGGCAGCAGAUAAGAAGUCUGAAAACAAAACACGAAUAGUUAAAAUGACUUCACUUGACGGAGAGUACAUGCUUCUUGGCCGGCAAACGGAGGAUAUCUCCAAUGUAUUCGUGCAGUACGGCCAAGGGGCCACUCGAGCAGUGAACUUAACGGGAGGCACAGGCAAUCAAGAGGCUGAAUUUAUCGACGGCCUACGUUUAUCUGUCGAGUCUGAUCAAGCGUUUACCUUGAACAUUGACAUCAAAAACGGGAUUCCACCACACAUAUUGUCCACCAAUGUUUCAGCUCUCAAUUCGUUUUCCUGGAUUAUAAAUACUAGUAUACCCACACAGGAACUCAAGAAUGCUGAGCUACGGGUUCCAUCGGCUAAGACGAUUAACGCCACAAAUGCUGAGAAGCGGCUUGCAGUGGCGAAACGAUCCCUCAAUGCAACCUCCGAAUUGUUCACGCCGCUAUCAUCCGAGUUCCAAGAGAUAGAAGCUUCAGAAGACCGCAUUAAGGUAUCUGGUCUCAAGCAAUUAGAUGGACAGUACAUUUUACUU